Cinara cedri is the source of this 3483-nucleotide messenger RNA. The record is from the annotation of a GenBank genome assembly. NCBI's taxonomy places the organism in Eukaryota, Metazoa, Arthropoda, Insecta, Hemiptera, Aphididae.
AUUGUUUUAGUAUUCUAGACACCGUUCUAUGCAUCAGUCUUCUAUUUCUUGUUAUUCUAGAAAAUUCCACUACUCGGUUUGUUAUAUUUUUAUGUUUUUCGUAGGAAGUAAAACCUUAAUUUUAUGUGAGUAUAAUUAUGAAACUUUUUAAAUUUUAUUUUUUUUUUUUUUAGGUAGGUACUUAUUUAAUUGUAAGAAUUUAUUAUUAAUUAUUAAGUUUUAGAUAGAAUAUACACUUUUAAAUUGAAUAUCGCUCGUAUUGUUAUAGCUCGAAGAACUAUUUAAAACAAUUCUAGUUUACUAGAGUAGGAAUUUUUUUUCUCAAUUAAUGGAGUGGUACAAUACUACAAUGUACAAAUGAAUGACAAACUUUGGAAUAAUUAUCCUAUCCAUUCAAAGUGAAUUUCAUAGUUUUUAAUAUUACAUUAUAAGGAAAAACUGAAAUGGCUCUGUAUAAAUAAAUAAAUAAAUUUUGUAUUUACUAAACUAACAUCUUAAUGUAAAAAAUAUAGUUAAAAAAACAAAAUUUUAAUUUUAAAAAUAGAUUUUUGAUAAAAAUGUUUUCUAUGCAUCUAUCAAACCAAUUAUAUUAAACAAAAUAAAUUAUUGUUUUUUAAAUGUUCACUAUUAAUUAUUUGGUAUUGUUUAUAUGCGCUCUGUAUAAGUUGUUUACUUUGGUAUUACAUAUUAAAGUAAACUAACUAAUUAAUGAUAAAAAAAAAUUGUAUUUUACUUUAUUAUUAUUAAUUCAUGUUCUGAAUGCUUCCAACAAGGGGAGAAAAGAUUCAGGAAUGUCUUUACGGUAAAGUCACCGGCAAUAAUGAUUAAGAUGGGACUAUAAAUGAUAUACUGAUGAUAAAUUCUCAUUUAGUACUACAGUGUUAGAAUUAAACUUCACGAAACAGUAUUACUGCCAUUACAUUUAAUACAUGAAUGACAGUUACGAAGUAACUGAUAGAAUUCUAGAUUGACCUACAGUCAUAAAAUUUAUCAUAAGAUAAUAAACUGAAAUACCCAACAUAUAAUAAUUUAUAAAAUUAAUGGCAGAUAAUGUAAUAACUGUGUAUCUAGCAUAAAACAUGUGUAGAAUGACUAAAAUCCAUAGAGCUCAUACCGAAUUAAUACCAAUUAUUUUAUUAAAUUGUGUAUACAUACUUAUAUUAUGUUUGUAAUCUAUACCCAUUAACUUAUAUUUAUUCAAACUGUUAAACUAUCUAAAAUUAAUUUUGUUUUAUUUUUCUUUAUUUUUUAGGAUCUACAAUGGCUAGCAGUUUAGAUGAUGGCCAAAUAAUUAUUAAAAAUGAUUGGUAUCAAUCAGAAACUCAUAUAAUCCUUGCUAUUUUAGGUAAACAUUUGUCAAAAGAAGAUUGUUUUAUAGUAUUUAAUAAAGACGAAUUAACUAUUAAAUCAAAAUUUGCUACUGGUCAAUCAUACACAUUAAAUUUAAAACUCAGUAAAAAUAUUGUACCAGAGCGAUGUUCUUUCAAACUUCUUUCUUCAAAAUUAGAGAUAUUAUUAGCCAAAACAAAUGCAGAAAGAUGGGAUGUACUAGAAAGGCCUUUAUGUAAACCUAAUGAAAAUUCUAAAUGUCAAGGACGUAACUGGGAUAAACUUGUCAAUGAUAUGACAAAAGACGAUACUGAAGAAGAUGUUAACUCUUUGUUUAGAAAAAUUUAUUUAGAAGGUUCAGACGAAGUACGUAAAGCUAUGAACAAAUCAUUUGUAGAAUCAAAUGGUACUGUUCUUAGUACCAACUGGAAAGAUGUUGCCAAUGAUAAAGUUGAGAUUAAACCCCCAGAAGGUAUGGAGUGGAAAGCGUGGAACAAAUAAAAAUGUAUGAUUGUUAUUUUUUGGUGUGCAAUUUAUAUACUCUUUAUCCUUUAAUAAAAUUUAUUAAUCAAUUAUUAAAUGUUAAUAAUACACCCUAUACAAAUGUAUUCAAACUAUUGUCUGCAAAUUAAUAUUUAAAUAUUUUCAAUGUUUUUAAUACAUUAAUAUAAUGGUCUAAAAUAGUAAUUUCUGUUGAAACACGAUUGAAUUAUCUACCAAAAAUGACAUACUAUAUACUUAGUUUAUGUAUAUCCCUUUCUUUAUAUACAGGGUGAUCUUUUAAUAUAAAAUGCUCAUUUCUUGUUUAUUUUUAUUGAUUAAUUAUAUUCAGGGCUUAUUACUUAUUGCAUUUGCAUUUUAUUUUUGAUUGAUUUUAAAGAUACUUAUGUGAGCUAUAAAUUUGUUUAAAGAAAUCACGGAGUUUACACAAAAGUUUAUGUUUUAUAUUUCGAAGUUUUUACUUUUUUUGUGUGCCUAUUGCUAUUUUAAUAUCAUAGUAGGCUUUAAAAUAUACUUAAUAAUAAGAAUAAUUUAAAUUGUCUUGAGUAUCUACAUAUUCAUUUGUUUCUACUAGCGUCCACUGCUAUUCAAUAAGACAGAAAUCAUAUCGAAAAGGAAACCACUAUAAUUAUAUCAUGUGCAUUAGUAUAUUAUUUUUAUAGUUUCUAGAUAUUACCGCAUCAUUAUUUUAGAUUCUAACCGGAGCAAGAAAUUUAUCGAUUUUACAGUGAUGUUUUUUUUAUUCCUGUGGUAAACUUAUCUACCAGAAAUUUUGCUCAGGUUUAUAAGUAUACCACUUUUUUCUGUAGCAAAAUCUAACUGUGUGGUACUUUUAGGAGGCUAUUUUUUUAAUUUUCCCAGCUUUUUUCAUAAUAAAUGAGAAAAUAGGUACAAUAUUAUUAAAUAAAAUAUAAUAAUGCAUAUGUAAUUAUUUUACCACAGUAUGGCAUAUAUUUUGGAUAAUGCAACACUAUUAACCAAAUUCCGCUCAGAAUCGUUUUAUCAUUAGCAAUGGUUAAUUGUUGCCCUCUCUACCUUUCCAACUUCUCACCUACAACAGUGGCCCACCCACAUGCAAAGUAUGUCCAUCUUUUUUAGAUCUACAAUGUAUGAGCCCUGAAUUUACAUUUAUUGAAGUAGGUAGAUCAUGCAUAAAAUUAAAUUUCUUAAUAUUUCUUAAUUAUUAUUCAAUACUAAAAAUCUAAUUAUUCAUUUUUAAACUGUCACUCCCAUUAAAAAUAUUCAAUUCUAAUAUAAACUGCAUAAUAUUUUACUUAUUAGAAUAGUUGUCAAUAUCUAGUAUUAAUUAUAUUGUACUUUAUCACUUGUAGGGAAUAAAUUUAAUUUAAGAAUAACUAUAAUGGAUAUCAAUUUGUUAUAAUAAGUAGGUCUAAUGAGAGAAAAUGUUAUUCGCAUUUAUACCCUGCAAUUGUUUUUAAUAGACCUUGAUCAAGUGCGAUUGUAAAAAUAAUUGUAAUCAGAUAAAUUGUAUAAUAUAGACCUAUGUAUCUUGUUAUUAAAUAAUAUGUGUACACUAAUCUUUUGUUUAUAUUAUCAAAUAUUUUGUAGUAUUAUUCAUCUAAAUCUGUAUUACAUUUAUAUUAAUAAUUUGACUGUUAUUUUAAAUAAUCAAUAAAUAUUUGUAGAAUCCUA